Messenger RNA from Micropterus salmoides (largemouth bass), 4819 nucleotides. Its product is annotated as WD repeat-containing protein 47-like. Gene Ontology annotation, molecular function: protein binding. The record is from RefSeq and is a predicted model, not a curated record. Bases 235 to 2904 code for a protein of 889 amino acids. The transcript is spliced from 16 exons. NCBI's taxonomy places the organism in Eukaryota, Metazoa, Chordata, Actinopteri, Centrarchiformes, Centrarchidae.
GUUUGCGGCUGCGUCCGCAUGGCAACCGUGAGCUGUGUACAAGAAAGAAGGCAGAAGUGACCUUUCUGGAGAGACUCUGGCUGGUAUUUCAACAUCCAAACACCAGUUUCUCGGCUCUGCUUCGUAGUUACACUUACAUUUGGAGUCUGCAGACGGAUUGGAGCGGCUUUAAUGCGGCGUGCUGUUGGUGCAGACUGACAGCCAGCUGUAAGCUGCCACAACAGAUUUGUAAUCAUGACGGCAGAGGAGACAAUCAGCAUUAAGGAGGCGGAGGUGAUCAAGGUGAUGCUGGACUUCCUGAACUCCAGGAAGCUGCACAUCAGUAUGCUGGCCUUAGAGAAGGAGAGCGGCGUCAUUAAUGGACUCUACUCCGAUGACAUGCUCUUCCUCAGGCAACUCAUUCUGGACGGGCAGUGGGAGGAGGUGAUGCAGUUCAUUCAGCCUCUAGAAGGAAUGGACACGUUUGACAAGAAAAGGUUCCGCUACAUCAUUCUGAAGCAGAAGUUUCUGGAAGCUCUGUGUGUAAAUAACGCCAUGUCUGCUGCUGAAGACCCUACGAACCUGGAGCUCACCAUGCAGGGGGCUGUCAAGUGCCUCCAUGAACUGGAGGAGUUCUGUCCGACCAAGGAGGACUACAGCAAGCUGUGUCUCCUCCUCACCCUGCCACGCCUCACCCACCACGCCGAGUUCAAAGACUGGAACCCAAGCACGGCACGUGUCCAUUGCUUCGAGGAAGCCUGCGCCAUGGUAGCUGAGUUCAUCCCUGCGGACAGGAAGCUGAGUGAGGCAGGCUUCAGGGCGAGUGGGAACCGCCUCUUCCAGCUGCUCAUUAAAGGGAUCCUUUACGAGUGCUGUGUCGAGUUCUGUCAGAGUAAAGCAACUGGUGAGGAGAUCACUGAGGGUGAAGUGUUGCUUGGCGUGGAUUUGCUUUGCGGGAAUGGCUGUGAUGAACUGGACUUGUCACUGCUCUCCUGGCUGCAGAACCUUCCUCCUGGUGCCUUCUCCUGCGCCUUCCAGCAAAAGACCCUCAACAUACACGUGGACCGUCUGGUGAAGCCUAGCAAGGCCGGCCACGCCGACCUCCUCACUCCGCUAAUCAACCGCCUGUCCCCCUGCCCUAACUCAUCCUGCCACCAGAGGCCUCAUUCGGCAGACACUUAUAUGUCCAGAUCCCUCAACCCAGCUUUAGACGGCCUGUCGCACGGUCUAGCAGCCCAGGACAAGAGAGGCAUGGAGGCCAACGUGAAGUCUGCCCUCAGUCGGAGCUUAGUGGAGAAUAAUGUGCAUCACCAGGACGAUUCACCUGAAAGGAAGCACCCACAAGGGCUGGACGGACCCAACACCACACGCACGCCUCUGACCCCUGGAAAAGAUGGGUCACCCUGCAGCACAGAAACAAAUGAGCAUGUUGACUCCACAGAGCACAUCCAGGAGUAUCACAGGCAGCGUCUCCGUGUUCAACAGCAUCUGGAGCAGAAGAAGCAGCAGAGACAACUUUACCAGCAGAUGCUGCUGGAGGGAGGGGUGAAGCCGCAAGACGGAGCCCAAAACAACCUCACUGAGACCUUCCUCAGCAGAUCCAUUCAGAAGUUGGAGGAGAUGAAUGUGAGCACUGACCACAGAGGCGAUGAGGUGAUGACACAUCUGGGCCAGCAGUGGAACGGACUGACAGAGAACGGCAGCACUUCAAGUCCCAGAACCAGCAACACCCACAACACCCCAGACACCGGGCCGCCAAAGGACAAGCCAGGUGGGGGGGUCAGCAGCACCCCGUUAAGGACCGGGAGCCCCGGCUUGCCUUCCCUCAGCGAGUCCCCAGUUCCUGGCAGUCAAAGUGGAGAGAGGAUCCGAGUGUCUUGUCCCACAGUCCAAGAUGAUUCUGCCUGCUCUGCGACACGUAACUCACAAGAGCCGGGGAAGUCCAAAACACAUUUUGUUAAAGUGAGCCAGCUGGAGGACACACAGGCGGUGCGUGCAGUGGCCUUCCAUCCCACUGGAGCGCUCUACGCUGUCGGCUCCAACUCAAAAACACUGAGAGUCUGUGCCUACUCAGAAACUCUGACCCCCAGUGGUUCUGGUGCAGUCAAGCAGCCAGCGGUGCGCUUCAGAAGGAACAAACACCAUAAGGGCUCAAUCUACUGCGUAGCCUGGAGCCACUGUGGACAACUGUUGGCUACUGGCUCCAAUGAUAAAUAUGUCAAAGUCCUGCCCUUCAAUGCAGAGAGCUGCAAUGCCACAGGCCCAGACCUGGAGUUCAGCAUGCAUGACGGUACCAUCAGGGACCUGGCCUUCAUGGAGGGCCCUGAGAGUGGAGGAUCCAUCUUGAUCAGUGCCGGGGCCGGAGACUGCAACAUCUACACAACAGAUUGUCAGAGAGGACAGGGUCUUCACGCCCUGAGCGGACACACCGGUCACAUUCUGACUCUGUACACGUGGGGAGGGUGGAUGAUCGCCUCUGGCUCCCAGGACAAGACAGUCCGGUUCUGGGACCUGCGGGUGCCCAGCUGUGUCCGGGUGGUAGGCACAACUCUGCACGGCUCAGGAAGUGCAGUUGCUUCGGUGGCAGUCGAUCCCAGUGGACGCCUGCUGGCCACAGGUCAGGAGGACAGUACCUGCAUGUUGUAUGACAUCAGAGGAGGCCGCAUAGUCCAGACAUACCGCCCCCACGGCAGUGACAUUCGCUCAGUGCGCUUCUCUCCUGGAGCCCAUAAUCUCCUCACCGGCUCUUAUGACAACAAAAUCAUCAUAAGUGACCUUCAAGGUGACCUAACAAAGCCCCUCCCUCAGACGCUGGCAGGGGAGCACUGGGACAAAGUGAUCCAGUGCAGGUGGCACCCCCAUGACCGGACCUUCCUCUCCUCCUCUGCAGAUCGAACUGUUGUCCUCUGGGCACCAGGCCCCUGAGUUAUUGACUGGAGAAACACUGCUUACCAGCAGCAGCAGCAGCAGCAGGAAGCACAAGAACACAGCAUCUGAAUACAUCCCAGCAUGGCAUCACUAACUGCUGCGGGGUGUGUGUAUAUGUGUGUGUGUGUGUGUGUGUGUGUGUGUUGCGUAUUAGUGUGCAUACAUAUCGUGAGCCUCAAGCUGAUUAUAUGCUGCUCAGUUUGGAGUUUAGUGUGUGCGUGUGUGUCUUGUGUCUGCAUAUGUAUAUGUGUAUAUAAAUUGUGUGACAGAUAUGUGUUUGAGGUCAUUUUAAAGGUCCCAGUUGUGUGUGUGUGUGUGUGUGUGUGUGUGGGUGCGCAUUUGCAUGCUACCGUUUAUGUCUUUGUUAGCAUGUGGCGGUGUGUGUGUGUGCAAGCAAACACAGCAUUGUAGAAAUAUGUGUCUGUAUUUGGCUUUGCAGUUUGAGAGUAAUUAAAGAAAAACAAAUUAACGCAGACUAAUAAGAACAUUUUGCUAAUGCCAUAAAAAGAGGAAACAUGGAGUGUUAAUGUGUCUAUUCAUGUGAGGUUCAGUACCUAUUUAGGAUGUGUGUGUGUGUGUGUGUGUGUGUGUUCAUUGAAUACCUAACCACUUUUCUAAGUAGAAUUACUUUACUUUACUUUGAAUAUAGAUUGACUAAUAAAGCCUGUGUUGAAAGGCAUGAGUACGUUCACUGCAAGCACACCUUCAAGUUACUUUAGUUCUUUUCUCACAAUGCCAGACUACAUUUUAGUCAGCCAUAAUCAGAACUUGGUACAAAACAUGAAGGUCACUUUAGAGGGAAUGUUGGUAGAACAUAAAGCACUGCUUUUUCCAUAGGAAGCAGUGAGCUGGACUCUUUAUGUUGUGGAAAGAAGCCACGUUUGGUUAUGCAUAUCAUAAUGUGCCUUUUUGUAACAUUUGUAGAGAUUUUCGGAUGUGUGUAUUUAUUGAGAGAUUUAUUUAUUUGCAGCUUUAUUUUGGUAUUUUCUCAUAUACCUUGUUAUCUGUAAAAUGUUUUGUAAUGUCGCAGAAAGUGAUCACAUUGGCUUUUGUGCACACUUCUAUAAAUUCCCAAUGUGUUUUUCCCUGAAUCUGUAAAUAUUGAAAAAGCCAGAGUAAUUAGCGCUUUACACAAAUGUAGAAAAUAAAUAAUGUUCAGGAAUUUUAGUGGAUAACAACAAGUCACUUUUAUAAAUGUGUCUCAGACAAAAAAAAUAGUUAUUUCAACAUUGUGUUCUAGAUAGACAACUUGGGGAUAAAUAAAUUUUGAGUCUAAAGUUUUAGAAACAUGUUUAUGUGGAUUCUGGCACAUGGAUUCACAGUGCUGACUCAGGUGGUUGUUAAUAAGCAGAUUCAUGGUCAUUUCAAAAGAUGAGCAAAACUCAGUGUAAAGUGAUUGGUUGAGGAAUAUGGAGUAUACUUUAAAAAGGAACAUAUUGCACGAAUGACAAAAUCUGUCUCUUAUACACGGCCAAAGAAAAUGUUGGCAGGCUAAACUCAAGAAUGGAAAAGAUGGUAACUUGGCGCUUGAAAGAUAGGAAUGCUGCUUCACUGCACAAUGUGUAAUGACAAAUCUGGUCACAUCUUUAACUUUUACAAAUAAGGAUCUGAUUUUAUCUUCACUUUAACUGAGCACCUAUGCAGAAACCGGAUGGAUGUGGGAGAGAAUUUAUAUCAUGAGUUAUCCUAUUAUGCGUCAUCUUUUACAUGAUCUGUGGCUCACAAUGGCAUACUCUGUCAUUUAAAACCUGUGUGGUUUUAAACAAUGUGCACACAAAUGUGUAAUGACAAAACAAUGAACUCUCAAAGGGUCAAUGGGGUUCAAACUGGUAAAAUGAUAAAAUAGUGGCUGUCUGAUAGCACAUGCUGUAAGUUAACUGAUGGAAUAAAGAUACAAUGUACCACCACACUG